AUGAAGGCAUUCUUAACCUUUGGAUGGCAGCCUUCGUUUCAAAGUAUCAAGAAGUCGGUUGACUACCUAUGUGACCGUAGGACCAUUUUCGAAGGAGUCCAAAAGAUCCUGCCCGGUCAUUACCUUACUUACACAUCUUUCAAUAGCAUUUCACAACAUAAGUCCUGGGAUGUAGAUUACACAGACAAAGUGCAAGGCACAAUAAUUCCUACAUUAGAGGCGAAUAUUCCCUUGCGUCAUUGUGGUAGCAAAUAG
Molecule: messenger RNA, 255 nt
Organism: Plenodomus lingam JN3
Lineage: Eukaryota; Fungi; Ascomycota; Dothideomycetes; Pleosporales; Leptosphaeriaceae
Source: RefSeq, a predicted model, not a curated record